UAAAACCGAUGGAGGCAAAACCAUCAAAUUCUGGAAUGGCGGCACAUUUUAAGUCUGAUCAGGAACUUUUAAGCAAUUUUAACCUUGUUUCAGCAAGUAAGCUCACCAAGCAAUCUCGUAGUUGUUUAACUGUGUUGGAUGAUUGUUGUCUGAUUCAAGAGAUGCAUGGGUGCAAGAUGAUUGGUAUAGCUAAAGAGAUAAAUGACCUCUAUUACCUUAUGAUUUCUUGCCAAGAUGGAAAACACGUGAGUGAAAAGGGAGAUAAUAGUUUUCAUGCUUUUACUUGUAAUGCAAUAAAAUUGCAGGUGUGGCAUUAUAGACUAGGUCAUUUAGUGGUCAAUAAGUUGCAUCAUAUCGAAUGUCUAGGUUUGAAUAAUUGAAAUAGCUUAAUUAUUCAAGAGUCAGA
This is a messenger RNA of Cuscuta epithymum, 406 nucleotides long. NCBI's taxonomy places the organism in Eukaryota, Viridiplantae, Streptophyta, Magnoliopsida, Solanales, Convolvulaceae. The record is from the annotation of a GenBank genome assembly.